Molecule: messenger RNA, 837 nt
Organism: Zingiber officinale
Lineage: Eukaryota; Viridiplantae; Streptophyta; Magnoliopsida; Zingiberales; Zingiberaceae
Exons: 2
Coding region: 209-652 (147 amino acids)
Source: RefSeq, a predicted model, not a curated record
CAAAAUCAGCAGCUGCCAAUUUGCCAAAAUAAUAAUUAUUAAAAAGGAAUGUUUUGUAGGGUCCUCUCCAAAAAGUCUUGCAACGGGCUCUCAUACGAUACGUAAACUUUACGUUUUAAAAUGAAGCUAGCAUUGGAUAAGAUCCGUCGCGGAAGAAAGCCCACCGUUAAAAGCUGCUCUUCCCAUCGCGAACCCGAUCGUUCACGCCAUGGCCGUCACGCCGGCGCCUCCUAACCGUCCGUCGCCGCCUGGGCCAGCAGAGAAGAGAUUCCUUCGCCGAUCCCUGCGCUUCUUUCUCGCCGCUAAUAUCGCCUUCGGAGUAUAUGCCCUCUUGACAACAUCAAAGAAAGAGCCAUCCGAGAAGGAGGGGGAAGAAGCUGCGAAAAUGGUUCCUGCUGCUUCUGUCACCCUUGAACCUGCAACUCCUGAUAAGAAAACGGUGUUUGCAACCGUUACACCUCCAACCGAGGUGCUGCCUCCGAUCACAGAGCAGGAGCAACGAGAGCUAUUUGAAUGGAUUCUCGAGGAAAAGAGAAAGGUCAAACCGAAUACUCUGGAUGAGAAGAAGAAAAUUGAAGAGGAGAAGGCUCUCCUCAAGCAGCUCAUCCGAGCCAAGUCUAUUCCCAGCAUCUAUGAGCCUCAUAUUUCUUGAAUCUAUGGAUUGGAGGAUGUUAUGCUGCAAACUCUCUCUGACUGUAUUCCGACUGUCAUUUUCAUAUUGAUCGUAUCCGAAAGCAGCGUGAAGUUAAAAAAUUGGGAGGUAGCGACUACAUUAAUAGGUUGUGGAUCUCGCUCCUCUCUAUAAAAUAAUUAACGUCAGUGUCAAGUCAGGGAAGG